Molecule: messenger RNA, 1021 nt
Organism: Ctenocephalides felis (cat flea)
Lineage: Eukaryota; Metazoa; Arthropoda; Insecta; Siphonaptera; Pulicidae
Product: RING-H2 finger protein ATL34-like
Exons: 5
Coding region: 162-887 (241 amino acids)
Biological process (GO): protein polyubiquitination; protein monoubiquitination
Molecular function (GO): ubiquitin protein ligase activity
Source: RefSeq, a predicted model, not a curated record
GCUUAUUUACUGUCGGUAGUUCAUAAAUGGCAGCUGAAUUAUUAUCAUUUCCUUUCAAAAGUUGUAAAAGGAAGAUAUUGGAAUAAAUGAAUUAUUCAUUUAUGAUAUUUUGUGUUUGUAAUAUUUAUCACAAAGUGUAGAUAGUGCAUUGAUUGAAAAUUAUGGCUGAUGUAAGGACUAGAGAAAAUCAAGAACCGUCAAAAAGUGAAUAUCGCUUGAGUAUAAUAUCAACAGGAUCCGCAAAAAUCCAAUGCACAAUAUGUUUGUCUGAAUUUGAAGAUAGAAGUGUGCUGUAUCCUUGUUUACAUGAAUACUGUUUCAAAUGCAUCUCAGAAUGGAGUAAGAUCGAAAGCACAUGUCCAUUAUGCAAAGCAGAUAUUGAUAAUAUUCGUCAUAAGUUUGAUGAAAAUGGAAAGAAUUAUGAAACUUGUGAUGUUGUACCUUGUUCUAGCUUGAGUUCUCCAUCGAGGACUUCAUCUGAAGGAGAUCCAGCAGCCUCGAACGAUCCACAAAACCAGCCUCUGAAUCAGUUCCUGAUUCCGAGUGCCGUCAUACAAUUGCUUCGGAACGAUUCCUCCACGAGAAUUCCUCUCAAUGAAUCUGCAGCUCGCAUAUUGCUGCAGGUUCAGCUCGAACAAAUCCAAAGACUGAACAGAAUGAACGAAUCAACAAGUGUUACGAUAAACGACACGGCUGCAACGGCCUCAGAUCGAACACCGGCGGCAGGAACGAAUAUUGCCGCAAAUAGCGCCAGCAGCAUUUAUAGACCAACUUUGCUGUCCGAUUCAAGUUAUUUUCCUCAGUUCAAGAAGAAGCAUUCGUAUAAUUUCCCAUACUAUGGAGCCUUUCUUUUGUUCAUUUGCAUUGUGGUUUAUUUCACAACUUAGAUAUAAGAUAUCAAAAGAUUCAAUGAGGUGUCCGAAGAAGUCUUACGAAUGGAUUUUACCAAUUUGACCAAAAAGGAGAUUUUAGUUAAAAAACUCACGUUAAAUUACAAAUAUCGAAAUUCAUUAUGUUCAUC